This is a messenger RNA of Gordionus sp. m RMFG-2023, 396 nucleotides long. RefSeq lists its product as uncharacterized. The transcript has a single exon. NCBI's taxonomy places the organism in Eukaryota, Metazoa, Nematomorpha, Gordioida, Chordodea, Parachordodidae. Bases 1 to 396 code for a protein of 131 amino acids. Gene Ontology annotation, cellular component: nucleus. The record is from RefSeq and is a predicted model, not a curated record. Gene Ontology annotation, biological process: chromatin remodeling.
AUGUUCCUCAGGUUGGAAGAAAUGAAGAAAGAUAUAUUUUGGGACAGUCUAUUGGGGGUGACAUCGAGUCUGGCAUAUGAAGAAGGGAUUAUCCUGGCUGGUGAUCUGAAUGGACAUGUGGGAGCGAAUAGUGAGGGUUAUGAAGGAGUACAUGGAGGGUUCAGUUACGGCAUGAGAAAUUUGGAAGGAGAGAGGAUUUUAGAUUUUAGUGAUGCUAUGGAUAUGAUUGUCUGUAAUACAAAGUUUAAGAAAGAAUCCGAAAAGCUGGUGACUAUAAGUCGGGUAGUACUAAAAGUGCAAUGGAUUACUUGUUAUUUAGGAGAUGUGUGUGAUCGAUGUAUAGUAAAAAAUGUGAAAGUGAUACCGGGAGAGGGAUGUAUAAUUAGCAUCGACUAG